Podarcis lilfordi (Lilford's wall lizard) is the source of this 3994-nucleotide messenger RNA. NCBI's taxonomy places the organism in Eukaryota, Metazoa, Chordata, Lepidosauria, Squamata, Lacertidae. The record is from the annotation of a GenBank genome assembly.
GUGCCACUCUCCAUCACUCUAGGAAAAAAGUAAGUAUUCCUCUUCAGUUCUGCUUUUCAUUGCCUGUUUCAGAAAAAAGUCGGGAUGAGUGAGACUAAAUAGAAGGCAUGCUUUGUGUGGCACCUGUAGCCUCAUCAAAUAAAUUUGGGGAGCGGUCUGAGUAAAAUGGCUUUCCAACCCAUGCCCACCGUGAGCAUUUUCUAACUUUGCUGCUUUGUUGUGUGUAUGUGGGCUUGUAAUUUCAUUUUAAAGUGAUAAUGGCUUGCUAGGGUAAUAAAAACCAAAGGGGUUUCUAGCUAGAUCUUCUAACAGCUUACUUUUAUUUUCUGAAACCAAAGCUCAGGUAUCCCCUUUUUGAGAUAAACUAGUGCUGCUCCCAGUAAAACAAAAGAAACAGUAGAUGAUGCAGUUCAAUAAUUUAGGAUUUUUAAGAUUUUCAAGAAUAAAAUUGUCACUGCAAUUAUUUUAGGUAUAUAGCCUAAGAUAUUGACAUAAAUGACAAUCCACUGGGAGGCAAUUAUUAUGCCAGCUUUCCAGUUGGGAAACUGAGGCUGGGAAGCAGCCAGUGACCCAAAGCCAGUGUGUGAGUUCCAUGUCUAAGCUGUGGUUUGAUUCAACCUUAUUUCCAUUUAGGCUUGCUGGUUUUCAGAAUGAACAGUUUGCAAUGUAUUUUGCAGCCAAUAAAUACAACAACGUGGUUGCUUUUGGCGAGAAGCCUUUAAAGGUCAGGCUAUUAUGUGAGGAUGAACAGGAAAUGUGCCAAAAUGCAUCAGGACUUGGGGAAAGAUGCCCCUAGUUCAGCAGGUGCGGUCAGCACAUAGGAAAGGAGUUUCCAGACCCAGGAGAGGACCCCUGCGCAACAAGUAUGAUGCUUAGAAAUGGUAGAAAGCGUGGUGCCUUCUGUUGGGUCAAGGCUGCACACAGAUCAGUUUUCACAGACCCGACUCACUGUGCUUCCCUGCAACUGAAAUCUGCACAGUGGCUCACAAUUCCAAUCAAAUGUUAGCUGAAAUGUCUUACCAGUUUAAUUUGUAUGAUAAGUGCUGGGCAUUUUUUAAAAUUUGGCUACAGUUAUCCUGACUACAGUCCUGCAAAACAAAUGCAUAUACAUGUGUAUAUGUGGGAGAAGAGCUUCACACACACAGCCGGAAGUGCCUUUGAACUUUCUGCCUCAGCUUUUUGCACAGCUGAACAGGCAAGCAAACUUUAAACUGAAAAGAGGCUGGCCCAAACACUGAGAUGCUGGAGCCAUUGCAGUAGAAGUUUCAGAAACAUCUCCAGCUCGGCACAGAGUUCUCCCCUUGCACUUUCAUGCCAUGCUGUAGGACAGCAGCUCUAGCUAUGAGCCAGGGCACGUCUGUUUUCUUUCUCUCACCAACAAAGGAUUCAGGGAGAGACAUAGCAAGAAAAAUUGCAGACACCCUGAGAGUUAAAACAAUUUGGUUCCUUUUCAAAACACAAAUUUACCUUAAGUUCUUUUACUUAAAGACUGCUAGAGAAUGAUGGCAGUUGUUCUUCCAAAGGUGAAAAACAACUUUUAUUAGCUAACAGGCUAAUGUAGAGUGAAGGUUAAAAUGUCCACAUUUUGAAAUACUAAAUAGGAAAUAUUGAAAGUAAACAAGCGGCACCCCGAUCCAAAUAUGUGCGUGUGCGCACUGCAGCUGCCCCUCUCCUUUGCCUGCGUCACAACUAUGAUGUUACAUGUGUACAUGAGGACUUCGUUCACACAGGAGACCUUUCAUGGUUACGCCUCCCGAAUCUUCCUCAAAGUUACCUGUCGGCACCAGAAGGUGACGCUUGAUGGGAUUUGCUUGUGCUGUAUGUUGUUGUCUUCUCCCCUCAACUACUUCUUCACCACCCUCCAGAUGUUCUGGAAAGCUGAGGUCCUUUGCGGAGGCAUUUGUCUCCAUGUUGUGUGUGUGUGUGUAACUCUCUUCUUCUGCUGAGGCUUCCCACCUAACAACUUGAGAGCUUCUGAUCCCGGCCUAUAGGACCAAGUAAAUCAUUUACUUAUUUUCAUUUUAUCGUACUUACUCUCCAAAGAGCUCCAGGCAGAGCCAGGGACUGGCUCAAGAUAAAGCUUUGCCUGAGAGGGAUUUGAACAUAGGAUAGGGCUUCCCACUUUAAACAUGUGAUGGACUGGGAUGUGUAGAGUCGAUUUCAGCUUCUGCUGGAGAAUUGACAGACUUCUGGGUGAUGCCUUUUUUAAAAGAGAGAGCGAGCCCAUAUUCUUCCUGGAUGUCUCGAUCAGGUAUUGUCUCAAUCAGAUAUGUAUGGAUAGACAAGGAUAUUCAUUUUCAUUCACAUUCUCCCUCCCCAACCCCAACCCCCCCCUCACAGACAGAGAGGAUUUAGGCAUAAAAAGCACCAAAUCAUGGAAAAAGUAGAAAAUUUCUUUUUAAAAAAUACUCUGUUAUGAGCAGAGUGCACUGCAUUGUCAGAGACCCAGACUGCAUGAGGAAUGCUACUCAAAUUCAAGCUCAGGGAUGGUGAGGGACUGAGGACAACCUGCUCAUGAAGACUUGAGGACGGGACUUGCAUGUGCUCACUUUGAGCCUUUGCAUGUUCAGGCAAAUACCUGAAUACAGCUGAAUACCUUUCCCUUCCCUUCCCUUCCCUUCCCUUCCCUUCCCUUUUCACAUCCCCCACUAAUAGUUCUUGAAAUGAAAGUUGCAAACCUGUUGUGCAUGUUGUAGAGUUUUGUGUUACUGCUGUCGCUCAUCCUGAAGCGCACUUUUGAAGGGCACUUCCCUUGCCUGAAACUGAUAGACCUUUCCCUUGUGACUGCAGUUGGGGCCCGAGCUUCACCAGGUUCCCCUUACGAGUCACAGAACCUUUGAAGAAGGAAAAGGAAACAGACAUGAGGCUCUUCAUCAUCUGCCUCUUGUGCUUGCUGAUGGACUGCCUGCUGCUGCCUGACGCCGAAUGCCGAAUCCUUGAGCGAUCCAUGGAAGUCAGAAGUAAGUUCUUGGGUACUGUACGGGGUAGAAGACAAAACUUUUAAAAGCAGCUGUGCUUAAGAGACCCUUUCUGAGGAAGCUGUUUAUCACUGUAGCACUGGGAAAUGGCCAGUGUCCCCUGCAGUGAGUUAAGGGACAUGACAACCACUGAUAACUGGAUGAGCAGCUAGACCCAAGUGAUGGGUGUGCAGCACAAUCAUCAAACUAGAUGAAGUGGAAUGUGAACUUUCAUAAAGGAGUUCAGCUCAGGAUAGAGUUUGCUGAUCUGUAACAUGCACUUGUGAUGAGUCUUGAGGGACUUUGGGAGACAAGAGGAGGGAGCGCCUACAGAAGGUGGAGGGAACCUUUGGACCUCCAACUAGAGGUGGGUGGAACAUUUUUGGAAGUUUUGAAGCCAGGGGAGAAAAACAUUCCCCCUUCCUGGGUCCCCCCGGCCAGGGAGAGUGGAAAUUAUUGGUUGGUUUUUCUGAUAGCAUUCCAUAUGCAUAGAAAGUCACUUUGCUACAUGGUGUCCUUCCUUGUGUGCUUCUCUUUCACUCCAUUAUUCCUGCCACUGCCACUCCUAGCGCACAACCCGCAGGCGUAUUAGGCAGGUGUGAAAUUAGACAGGUAGAAAAAAUGCCAUCAGCUCAACAAGGGUAGUCUUGCAAAGAAGCUUUGCUAGUGAUGAAAAGCUCACAUUGCCUCCCCACAAACAAGUGUGCCAGUGCUUUAGAAUAUGGCAGAGCAAUGCCAGGUAUUCUGGUGCAGGAGUGGGAAGGACUUAUCUGUUUCCUAGGCUCUCAAUACCACCUGGGCUUUGCCUUCCAGAUCCAGACAUUGAUCCUUCCUGGUACACGGGGCGAGGGAUCCGACCUGUGGGACGGUUUGGCAGAAGGAGAGCAGCUGGGGAGAAUGCUCAGAAAAGUGACCACCGGCCCCAGCAAGCCUGCUUCCCCAUAGAAGACAGCGAUGAGCAGCUGCAAGAUGAAUGAUGCCUCAGAAGUGAACGGUCUCCUAUCCCGACAAGAAAGAACAUCGCAAUCUCUCCAGAG